Arachis ipaensis is the source of this 534-nucleotide messenger RNA. Lineage: Eukaryota; Viridiplantae; Streptophyta; Magnoliopsida; Fabales; Fabaceae. The record is from RefSeq and is a predicted model, not a curated record.
AUGUCUCCUGGACAUAGACGAUGGCGCCCACGAGGAGAUAAUGAGGGACCCAGACCGGCGAAUAAUCCAACUGACUUUAUGACAGCUUUGGAGGACAUAGCUGCUGCCAUGCAGGCAAAUAGUGGAGGCAAUGGGCCGAAUGGAGGCAACGGAGGGCCGACGAAUUUGGCCGCUUUCCUGAAGGUGAAUCCACCAACCUUCAAGGGUACGACCAACCCAACUGAGGCGGAUAACUGGUUCCAGGCGAUGAAAAGGGCGUUGCAAGCUCAACUAUGCAGGCUCAACAUGUGCCGAAAGAUCAGUGAUGUUGUGAUCACUUGGGAUGCCUUCCAAGUUGAGUUCUACAAGAAGUACUUUCUGAACUCGGUUAGGGCGGCGAAGGAAUUAGAGUUGAUGCAGAUGAAGCAAGGCUCAAUGAAUAUGGCUGAAUACACUACUAAGUUUGAGGAACUGUGUCGAUUCUCGAAAGUUUGCCAAGGUGCUCCGGAAGGUUAUGAAGAGUGGAAGUACAUUAAGUACGAGGGUGGACUUUAG